UCCUCGAUGUACCGGAAAUGGGUCACUGGAAAUAGAAGUGACGGCUAGCUUUACCGCCGCACGAGAGGGAGAAUGGAUGCGUUAAAUAAACUUAAACAAUUUGACGCUUAUCCGAAAACUCUAGAGGACUUCAGGAUCAAAACAUGUGGAGGAGCCGCGGUGACCAUCAUCAGUGGACUUAUCAUGUUGAUUCUGUUCUUCUCCGAACUGCAGUAUUAUCUAACUAAGGAGGUCUAUCCUGAACUAUUUGUAGACACUUCCAGAGGAGACAAACUAAGGAUCAACAUUGAUGUUAUAUUUCCACAUAUGCCUUGUGCCUAUCUGAGCAUUGAUGCCAUGGACGUAGCAGGGGAGCAGCAGCUGGACGUGGAGCAUAACUUGUUUAAACAGAGACUCGACAAAGAUGGCCAGCCGGUCACAACUGAGGCUGAAAAACACGAUUUAGGCAAAGUGGAGGAAGGGGUGUUUGACCCCAGUACGCUGGAUCCUGAGCGCUGCGAGAGCUGUUAUGGAGCAGAGACUGAAGAUUUCAAGUGUUGCAAUACCUGUGAUGAUGUGCGGGAGGCAUAUCGGCGGCGCGGCUGGGCGUUUAAGACCCCUGACUCCAUUGAGCAGUGUAAGAGAGAGGGCUUCAGCCAGAAGAUGCAGGACCAGAAGAAUGAGGGAUGUCAAGUCUAUGGCUUUCUGGAGGUCAAUAAGGUGGCAGGAAAUUUCCAUUUUGCCCCUGGAAAGAGCUUCCAGCAGUCUCAUGUACAUGUGCAUGCUGUGGAAAUUCAUGAUCUGCAGAGCUUUGGACUAGACAAUAUCAACAUGACACAUUUCAUCAAGCAUCUUUCAUUCGGCAAGGACUAUCCUGGAAUUGUCAACCCUUUAGAUGAGACUAAUGUAGCAGCACCUCAAGCAUCAAUGAUGUACCAGUAUUUUGUGAAGAUUGUGCCAACGAUAUACGUUAAAGGAGAUGGAGAGGUUGUUAAAACAAACCAGUUUUCAGUAACAAGACAUGAGAAAGUAGCGAAUGGGCUGAUUGGAGAUCAGGGUUUACCUGGUGUGUUUGUGCUUUAUGAGCUGUCUCCAAUGAUGGUGAAAUUCACAGAGAAGCAGAGGUCUUUCACCCAUUUCCUAACCGGAGUUUGUGCUAUUAUAGGAGGUGUUUUCACAGUUGCUGGACUCAUCGAUUCGUUGAUAUACCACUCAGCAAGAGCCAUACAGAAGAAGAUCGAGCUGGGUAAAGCAUCCUAGCAGCGCAGGGACUGUGUCUGGAAACCUCUGUUUUAAAGGGAAGAUGCCACAAUGAAAGCCCGCAGACUGUUUGUUGUUGUGGCCACAGAGCAGUAUCCAUCGACACGGGCCC
Messenger RNA from Rhinichthys klamathensis goyatoka, 1351 nucleotides. It is a transcript of the gene ergic3, whose product is annotated as ERGIC and golgi 3. The record is from RefSeq and is a predicted model, not a curated record. Gene Ontology annotation, cellular component: Golgi membrane; endoplasmic reticulum; endoplasmic reticulum membrane. Gene Ontology annotation, biological process: endoplasmic reticulum to Golgi vesicle-mediated transport; retrograde vesicle-mediated transport, Golgi to endoplasmic reticulum. Bases 73 to 1239 code for a protein of 388 amino acids. The transcript is spliced from 14 exons. NCBI's taxonomy places the organism in Eukaryota, Metazoa, Chordata, Actinopteri, Cypriniformes, Leuciscidae.